Molecule: messenger RNA, 2442 nt
Organism: Tuber aestivum (summer truffle)
Lineage: Eukaryota; Fungi; Ascomycota; Pezizomycetes; Pezizales; Tuberaceae
Source: the annotation of a GenBank genome assembly
AUCCUACCGCUGUCAUAUCGUACCGGUACCAGCACCCCGACAGUACAGUACAGUACCGGUACCGUAUCCGGUGUCUAUUUGGGCAUCUGCCCGCUUUUUUCUCCUGAUUCUUGGCCCAGAGCCUCCCCCUCCUGUGCCGUGCGCUUUACAGGCGCAACAUAGACCUUCAAUCAAAUAUCUCCCUUUCUCAACUCGUAACGUACCGGUGACUGGACCUCCCGUCCACGAUGGUUCACUGCAACGCGACCCUAUCCGAAACCCACUGUGAGCCCCUCCUGGCGCGCGCCUCAAAAGUGAUGGCCAAUUCUAUGGUUACUGAUUGCAAACCUAGGGGAGACUGAGAAGAUCGUGGGAAACUUGAGUCUGCAUACCUUGGGAUGGUUGAUAAGCGGUGUAUGAGUUUUCCACUUUAUAAUUCCUACUCAUUUCGAAACUUGGUUUCCCGCGGACGCGUUGGGCAGAGGCGGGGAAAGUGCUGACUUGAGGUUUUUGUCAACAGGCUUGCGCUCUCAUAGCUACAACCAUCUCCUUUUUCUUGAUAUUCCGACAUGCCACCAAUUACACAAAACCUAAUGAACAGAAACAGUGAGUCUCACCAUUGGCUCACUCGCCAACGCUCUGGCUAACGAACCCGUCAGCAUUAUCCGCAUUCUGCUCAUGAUUCCCAUCUAUGCUAUAACUUCAUGGCUUUCAUAUGUAUGGUACUGGCAUGCGAUAUAUUGGGAGGUCGCACGGGUGGGAACAGCUCAUGCCACGACCCGGUUACCCAAAAUCUAACUCGUUGCUAGGAUUGUUAUGAAGCUUUCGCGAUCGCAUCAUUCUUCACGCUCUUGUGCGCAUACAUUGCGCCGGAUCUCCGUGGGCAAAAGGAUUUCUUUUCAACGAUGGAGGUGAAGCCGUGGCCUUGGCCAAUAACGUGGAUUAAUAGAUGCAUGGGCAAGCGGCAGAUACGGAAACCCAGGAAUGGCUUGACAUGGUUUAACGUUCGAUUUGCCCUUUGAUCCACCAACGCGGUACAUUCUGACAAUGGCCUAUACAGGUGAUAUGGAUGGGUGUCUUUCAAUACAUCUUCAUCAGGGUUGCGACCACUGUAAUUGCUACGGCAACACAGGCCACCGGAAACUACUGUGAAGAUUCACUUCAUCCGGCAUUCGCGCAUUUGUGGUGCAUGAUUUUUAACGUCAUAGCUGUGACCAUCGCCAUGUAUUGUCUCAUUGCAUUUUACCUCAAUCUCAAGCGGGAUCUCGCAGCAAACAAACCCUUUUUCAAACUACUUUGCAUAAAGCUAGUCAUCUUCUUCUCCUUCUGGCAGAUGGUAUGGGUGUGCCCCGUCUCACCUCAGCACUAUCGCUAACAUUUGCCAAGAUAUUAUUAGAUUUCCUCGUUUCGACCAAAAUCAUCAAGCCAAGCAAAGUCAUGUCGCAAGGUGAUAUUUCCAUCGGAUUUAAUUCCCUACUCAUUUGCUUCGAAAUGAUCAUUUUUGCCAUUUUUCACUUGUGGGCAUUUGCAUGGAAGGAUUUCGACCACGGUUCCGGACAGAAGACAUCUGUUUUCAGAACGCUGUUGGAUGCGUUCAAUCCAUGGGAUACCAUUUGUGCAACGGCAAGAGGGCUGAAAUGGAUGCUUUGGGGCUGGAGAAAAAGGCAUCGGGAUGUGGAAAAGAUUAUAAGCCGGAAGAAGGAAAGCCAAGGGUUGGCAGGGGACGCCGCACCAAUGGGAACAACAAACCUGAGGCCGCUGCCCGGAGGGUUACAAGUGCACCACCCCACUCCGGCUGAUGUAACAGAGGAUAUCCAAAGCCCGACGGAACGCAUGUACGACAAUUCGGGGAUAGGAUCACUGGACACCAUAGGAGACUCCUGGACAUCAAGGCCCUCCACAUCGCAACUACCCCACCAUCCCGAGCCAACAAGAGCAGACAGCCCCCGUACCCCACACGCGCCCCGGCCGUAUCCACACGGCGCCGGUUUUCCUCUGCCCUAUCCGGACGCACAAUCCUACGCACCUCGAGUCGAUCGUCAAACAAGGCACGGCCGCUCACGCCCACCGCCAUCACACCCAAGCGCAGAGCCAUUGCUUCCCGAUGACCGGACAGAUCCAAGCGUCAGCUACAUACCCAGCGCCGCCGGAUCCAGCCAGGUGUACCGGUGAGUCGAGGGCGGGAAUGCAAAGGAACGCGGACGGGCAAUGGGACAGGCGAUGGAGGGAAGUAUGAGUGAUGACCACAAGGGUGGGGAGCAAAGAGAAAAAAAGAGUAAUCAAUCUCGUUUCUUUUGGACCGGUGUUGGGGGUUCCUUUUCUGGGUUGAAGCGUUUUCAUUUCUUUUUCUCAAGGAGUUUUUUUCCUUUUAUUCUCGUGGCUCGAAGAUUUAUACGUGCUCACGGAUUGUAAUUUUAGUCGCACGACAGCUAUGGUUAUGAUACAAGAGUGAAGAUUUAGAAA